Messenger RNA from Cyphellophora attinorum, 2253 nucleotides. RefSeq names its product Long-chain-alcohol oxidase FAO2. The record is from RefSeq and is a predicted model, not a curated record. Lineage: Eukaryota; Fungi; Ascomycota; Eurotiomycetes; Chaetothyriales; Cyphellophoraceae. Gene Ontology annotation, molecular function: long-chain-alcohol oxidase activity; flavin adenine dinucleotide binding. The transcript has a single exon. Bases 1 to 2253 code for a protein of 750 amino acids.
AUGGACACGGCCGUCGAUGUACAGCGUGUCACGUCUCUCGCCCCACUGGCGUCACCGUUAGCUCCAAUACCCGACGAUGACAUCUUCACAGACGUCCAGUGGAAGACCCUAACAUCUAUUCUGGAAGUCUUCAUCCCUUCGCUGGCCCCAGCAAGCUCGGACGACAAAAGUGCUCUGCACCCGGACGACUAUGAGAAGUAUGUUGAGGACAUCCAGCUAUACGUACCGCCGGAUGUCAGUCGCAAAGACAUCGAAACCUACCUUGCCGAGUCUGUCACCAGCAUACCCGGCCUGAAAGAUAACCUUCGACGACGUUUCGCGCAAUCCGUGGCGAAGCCGGCAGUUGCAGGCCUAUCGACGGUGCUCGGUACACUCAACACAACAGCCGGGUCACUAUUGUUGACGGGCUCGACUACGCCUAUACAUCAGCAGCCCAUUGCAGAGAGGACCACCAUCAUUCGAAAAUGGUCACAGUCAUACAUUCCGACUCUGCGCAAGCUGCACAAUACUUUCUCUGGUCUGUCGAGGCAGUGGUAUAUCCACGAAUCAAAGAGCUUUCCCAAGGUCAUUGGGUACAAGGGCCACUACGCCGAUGUCGAGCGCAGACCUACCUAUGCAUUCAAAUUCCACGACUUCACUGCCAGUGACAGCCCAACAACUCUCGAGACUGAUGUCGUCGUUAUUGGCUCAGGUCCUGGAUCUGGGGCUGUGACCAAUCGGCUCGCCGCUGCAGGCAUGAAAUGCAUUGUAAUCGACAAAGGCUACCACUGGAAUUCGGAUCACUUUCCCAUGAAGCACUCGGAUGCGCAGGAGCAUUUGUACGAGAAUUACGGGGCUGUCGUAUCUGACGACGGCGGCCUUGCUACCGCUGCCGCUUCGACAUUUGGUGGUGGCGGCACGGUCAACUGGUCUGCCACGCUGCAGCCACCUGCAUUUGUGAGAAAGCAGUGGCAAGAUGAGGAGGGACUAAAUUUUGCUGUUGGCCAGGCAUACCAGGAAUCGCUAGAUUAUGUUUGCGACAAGAUGGGCGCAGCCAGGGCAAACGACCAUGAAGCGUUAGCAAAGAUCAAGCACAAUUAUGCCAAUGAGUUGUUGCUCGAAGGUGCGAGGAAGGUUGGGUUGGAGGUUAAGGUGGUGCCACAAAACACGGGUGGCCGCGUACAUGACUGCGGACAUUGCCAUCUCGGCUGCCCAAGUUGCACAAAGCAGGGACCAGCCAACCUUUGGUUUCCAGAAGCGGCUGAGAAGGGGGCGGAAUUCAUCGUUGGGUUCUGGGCAGAGAAGAUCUUGUUCGCCGAUGAUGGAAAGACUGCGGUCGGCGUGAAAGGCCAGUGGACAUCACAGGACCGCGAAGUCACCAAGGAAGUUACGAUCAAGGCCAAGCGCGUUAUCGUGGCCUCUGGAACUUUUCAGUCGCCUCUCCUGCUCAAGAGAUCUGGUCUGACGAACCCAUGGAUCGGCAAAAACUUCCACGUCCACCCAGUCUGGUACAUCUUCGCGACCAUGCCCGACCGCAUCGAUCCCUGGAAAGGUGGUGGUCUGUUGACUUCGGUCGUGACUGGCCUUCGCCACGGGACAGGCGACUACCACGGCCCUGUCAUCGAGAUCUGUAUGGGUAUGCCAACUCAGACCGGUCUUCCUCUUGCCGUCAGCAGCAAAGCUACUGGUGAGGCUGCCGCGGCGCAGUAUAAAGUGGACCUCGCCAAACUCGGCCAUACGGUUGGUUUGUUCUCAAUGGUCCGUGACAAGGACAGCGGCGAGAUCUACGCAGAUAAGCACAAUCCUCGCAUGGCACAUAUGAAGUACACCACCAGUCAGCGUGAUAAGGAGCAGAUCGUCGUUGGCCAAGUCGAAGCUGCGAGAAUUGCAUAUGCAAUGGGCGCCCGUGAGAUCAGCGUGGAGCAUCCCGAUGUAGACGCGUUCGUGCGCUCGUCCACGGCCACACAGGAGAUCAACGAUGAGGCAUUUGAGCUGUGGUUGAAUGAUGUCAAGACGAAGGGUCUCACAGCGAACAGUGAGCCGAUAAUGAUGCAUUCGGCGCAUCAGUUUGGGACAUGUAAGAUGAGUGCGAACAAGGAUAGGGGUGUAGUUGAUGGGCAAGGACGGGUUUGGGGUUAUAACAAUUUGUGGGUUGCAGACAGUAGCGUGCUGCCCACUGCGACGGGCGUGAAUCCGAUGGUCAGCACGAUGGGGACAGCGGAUUGGAUCGCGAGAGGGAUCGAGCGGUCGUGGCAGGAGGAACGGAGAGGGUAG